This is a messenger RNA of Lolium perenne, 1490 nucleotides long. The record is from RefSeq and is a predicted model, not a curated record. Lineage: Eukaryota; Viridiplantae; Streptophyta; Magnoliopsida; Poales; Poaceae.
ACCGCGAUACUGCGAAUUAAAAUAAGUCAUCGAUAACGAUGAGAAAUCGACGCGUACUAGAUGUAAAGCCUGGACCGUUAGGAGUAUGCAUGGUACUAACUGUCCCUGAUGACUUGUUCAUAGAGUGGGCGAAGAUUGCAUACCUGACUUUCAGUUUCAGGUCAUGAAACUGGAAAUAACAGGGAAGGUCUGCAGAUGUUUUUUUUCGAGAGUACAAGGUCUGCAGAAUUUAUUCGUAAUCCUCAGAGGGUAAAUUAACAUAGGUAGUAUACAAAAAAAACGAAAUCAAUUUCCGGUAAGAAUUGCUACUAAUUCAAUUGCAGAUGAUUUUGAUGUUCUAUGUGAAGCUUGUCUCAGCGGCAAGAUGUUCUAUGUGAAGCUUGUCCUCCUCGUUCUCAUGUGCGGCUCCUUCAUGGGCCUUCUCCACUCGCCAUCGAUCCACCAUGGCGACGACGAACACAAAACGCAGUGACCAAAACAUUUUACAUAUUAAGGGCAACCCUGGUGUCUGAUCUUGGAGAUGAGUGACAUUAGAUUGAUGAUUUAUUCUCAAUCUGCCUGUCUGGAAACACAGGUCCCCCGAAGCGUCGAAGGUGAUGUGGACAACGAACGCCGGUCAGAAGGACUGGGGUUACUUGUCGAACGUGAGGAUCGACUGGUCGCGGAUUUCCAUGGCGGUGCAAGAAGUUUCUAGAGCAGAAGAUCAGUUACGAGUAGGGCUCCUGAACUUCGACGGGGAGGAGAUGGACCAGUGGAGGACGCUGUUUCCGCGGAAUGCGGCCGUCUCCGCGGUGCACCUGGAGCGCGUCUCGAGCAACGUCACCUGGGAGCACCUGUACCCGGCGUGGAUUGACGAGGAGGAGCUGUACGCCGCGCCGACGUGCCCGUACCUGCCGGAGCCGGCCGUGGAGGGACUAGAGUACGACGUCGUCGCGGUGAAUCUCCCGUGCAGCGGCGCUACAGGCUGGUCCAAGGACGUGCCGCGGCUGCACCUGCAGCUGGCGGCGGCGAGGCUCGCCAUCGCGGGCAGAUCGGAGAAGGCGGUGCACGUGGUCGUGGUGAGCCAGUGCUUCCCGGCUCCAAACCUGUUCAGGUGCAAAGACGAGGUCAUACGCGACGGCGAUGUGUGGGUUUACAGACCAGACGUGGGCGAGCUCCGGUGGAAGCUCGCGCUUCCCGUCGGGUCCUGCAAGCUCGCCAUGCCGAUCAAAGCACUCGGGGAAUCGUACGUGUCGUCGGCGCCGCGGCGGGAGGCGUACGCGACGAUCCUCCACUCGGAGCAGCUGUACGCAUGCGGCGCCAUGGUGGCUGCGCAGAGCAUCAGGAUGGCUGGGUCAGACCGGGACAUGGUGGCGGAGGAGCAGAGGCUGGAGAGUUGGAGACGAAGGUAGAGUUGUAGCGACCGGAUAAGGAACCUCGUGAGCGGCCGUGGACAGGUGGGGCCAAUGGAACGCUGUCCCCGGAUGAUAACUAGGCUUUUCCAUAUUUUA